AUGAGCGCACAGGAGCAGGACCGGCUGCGUGUCCUCUUUAACGCCUACGACGUGGACAACUCCGGGCGGAUCGAGAGAGACGAGUUCCUCACCAUCUGUGCGGAGCUGCAGGUGUCCGAGGCCGAGGCUGACGGGAUAUUUGACCGACUGGACGUGGACAACGACGGGACCGUCACCCUGCUGGAGUUCAUCAGCGGCUUCCACGACCGCUACGGAGAGGACAUGGAGUCGGACGGAGGAGACGUGUCCGCCGCCUGGGAGAACUUCGAGAUGAGACUAGGAGAGCAGGCCAAGUUCAUCCCCAAGAAUGAACAAGCAGCUACGUUGUACCAGAACAUCAGUCUGACUGAGCCGAGACUGAUAAAUCAGUUUGAGAAAGUCAUCAUAAACUUCACCAAAGAGAUCAAACAGCAGAACUCAGAGAUGGAGAACCUGGCUCUCGCCAUCAAACGAGCGCAGGACCAGGCAUCUAUGCAGCUCAGUGAAAUGGAAGAUGAGAUGGACCAGCGCAUUCAUGCUGCGGAGAGAAAAACACGAGAGCAGGAGAAAAGGCAAACAGAGGCCGCACUGAGCGAGUUACGGAGAAGUUAUGAAACUGAAGUGUGUGAGCUGCAGUGUAAGAUCCAGAGGAUGCAGAUGAUAGAAGAGAAGUACAAGAACAUCACUGUGAAAGACGAGAGUCCUGCGCUGAAGAAGAAGAUAAAUGAGCUAACACUGGAGAACCAGCGGUUAAAACAGGAGCUGUUGAAGUCUCAGACCAAAGUUGCCUGUCUGCGCAGUGAGAUGGACUCGCUGAAGACGGAGCUGACCGAUCAAAGCAUCAGCUCUGAACGAGAUGAGGAGCUCAUGACACACUUCUCUGAUGAGCGAGACAUCUUGGAGAACCAGAUCGAGAUUCUGCAGACGGCCAACAGGAAGCUGCAUGACAGCAACGAUGGCCUGAGGACCGCCUUGGAGAGAACCAGCAGGUCUAGUAACGGUGGAUCCCCAGGAGACAUAAAGGACAGAAGCAGAAGUAAAAGCAUCUGCUACACGUCAACUCAUGCACUAAUGGAUAGGUUCUGCCAGCGUAUGGAUGAUUUCCCUUUGUACAGCCGCCGACCCAGCUGUGACAGUCUGGCCUUGGCCAUGUGUGACCCAGGCCUGAGGCGCAGACGCAGCAGUGAGUGCGAGGAGGACAGCCUGCCUGAGAUCUACAUGGACAGCGGCCUGUCGACACUCAGAGGUUCCCACGGAGGCUACGAUUCAGAGCAGGAGACCAAAGGUCAAGAAGAAGAGGAAGAGGAAGAGAGGGAGCAGAAGAAAGGGGAGCAUGACAACAAUGAUAGCAUCACGGGAGAAAACUCUGACACUGAGCCAGCAGAGACUCAGGACAGUGAGUCAGCAUUCGGGUCAGACAGCAGUUCAGUUUUGGACUGGAAGCCAUCUGAAUCCAUCAGUGUGACCAAUACCCCAGCCCCAACUACACGAAAAGCCCUGAGUGCCAUCAGUGUUCAGAAGGAGGACAAGGACAGCACAGACCUUGGCUACAUGACAUCAGAGAAGGCUUACAGGAUUGUGUUGGCUGGAGAUGCUGCUGUGGGAAAGUCCAGUUUCCUGCUUCGCCUCUGCAAGAACGAAUUCAAAUUAAACUCAAGCGCUACAUUGGGAGUGGAUUUCCAGAUGAAGACUCUAGUCGUGGAUGGAGAGCCUGUUUUACUACAACUAUGGGACACUGCAGGACAAGAGAGGUUUCGCAGCAUUGCGAAGUCGUAUUUCCGCCGGGCCGAUGGUGUGUUGCUGCUGUACGACGUCACCUGUGAGAAGAGCUUUCUUGAUGUACGAGAGUGGGUGGACAUGAUUGAGGAUGUGUCUCAGGAGGAUAUUCCCAUCAUGCUCGUGGGUAAUAAGUGUGACCUUAGACAAGAUGGAGCAAACUGUGUUCCUACCAGCUAUGGACAAAAACUGGCCAUGACAUACAACACUCUGUUCUGUGAAACUAGUGCCAAAGAUGGUUCCAACAUUCUGGAGGCUGUGCUGCACCUGGCCAGGCAGGUAACCAAACAGGCUGCAUUUGAUGACAAAAGUCACUAUCAGUCGCUGCCCAACUUAGAUGCUCCCAGGAAGAAACCAAACUUCUCCUGCUGCAACUGAUCAAAGUCAUCAGAGCUGGACCUCAUCACAGGUGGUUUAAGGACUACAAAUGCAAAAAACUGCCAAAACAGAAGUGAGACAUAAUCUCUGCAGAAGUAUAGCAACAGGAACAAAUGAUUGUCGUGAAUAACCCAAACAAUUAAACAUUUGGAUUAAGUGAGCAAACUAUCAUGGGA
Messenger RNA from Anoplopoma fimbria (sablefish), 2309 nucleotides. It is a transcript of the gene rasef, whose product is annotated as RAS and EF-hand domain containing. The record is from RefSeq and is a predicted model, not a curated record. The transcript has 17 exons. The coding region runs from base 1 to 2133 and encodes 710 amino acids. NCBI's taxonomy places the organism in Eukaryota, Metazoa, Chordata, Actinopteri, Perciformes, Anoplopomatidae. Gene Ontology annotation, molecular function: calcium ion binding; GTPase activity; GTP binding.